AUGGCCCAACAUAGCUGAGGCUUUAAAAUUAACUUCAUUUAUUGAGAUUGCUUAGACUAUAAGCAUUACAUAUUCGCGAGGAAGUGUUCCACAGAAUUUCGAUUGAUUGAUUUAUAAUAUAUACUGAUUUCUCGUCGGAAUACAAAUGAAGUUGUCGGGACCGGUGUUAUUUGACAGAAUGGUAACAGACCCGUUGAUUGAUACCAGUGAUCCAUUGGUAGGGGUUCAUUUAAAAGUUUAAUUGACUAUUGUUUCCCUAGUGUUCGUGCGGUGUUUCAAAUCUUGUAAUAUUGAGAGCAUUGAUGGUCAAAAAUACAUUAUUUAAAACAUGCUGAAAUGUUACAAAAUGCAUUUUAUGAUCGUCACCUAUGCUCAAUACAUGGUAAAAUGCUAAAAAAUAUUGGCUAAACUUAAUCAGGGGCGGAGAAGAAUGGGGGAGGGUCCGAACCCCAAGUGUCUGUGAUUUACUGUAACCUAUUUGCCGAAAUUUCUUAGUAUACUUUGAAUUGUUAGUUUUGCGAAUCAAAUUCUCCAUUGUAGAAAAACAUUCCCCAGUGUGCAGUUCGUAUGUUAAUUAUCACAUCGUGUAGGCCUUAAAACAUUUCAAUUUUUAGUCUGGAUUACCUUCCCCUUAACUGCUAUGUACUAUUAAUGCACACCUGGAUCAAGUAUAUCUCGUUAUCAUAAAAAUAUUAUUUAUUUAAACUAGUUCGAACAAAAAAUCAAACAAAAGAACAACAACAUCCAGUUUUAUCUUGCAGUGAGUAGUGGACGCCCUAGCGAUCUAGCUGCCAGAAGUAGCGGCAAAUGGGCUUAACACUAUGGUGACCUAGCUCAAUAAGUACUAAAUGCAUGUUGAAAAAUUUAGAGAGAUAUACAUUGAGAGUUUGCACAGCUUAUUAUUACAGUGUAAUUAUUACAAAGAAAUUAAGAAACAGUCGUGUUCAUGGUUUAUUCAUGCUAAAUGAAACACAAUAAAAUAAAAUUUUCAUAACUCUGAAUAUUCCAUUCUGGCGGUCAGGCGGCCAAACAGCCCGGCAGUCUUUUGUCCUUUUGUCUUUAUAAUCAUAAAGUAAUAAUUUUGAAAUUAAGAUACAUAUAAAGAAAACUUGAAAACUUAAUAGAAAAUGUUGCUGAACUUUGAAAUAUUGCAAGGCAAACUGUUGGAAAAGAUAUUUGGGAAAUUAAAAAAAAAGCAAUGUUAAACUUUUAUGAUUGUAGUCGUUUUCCAUCUGAACUCAGUUUUUAGGCUGCCAAGCCUGUAGUAAGUUUUUAGGCCUGACUGCCAAGAAUAAUCAUUUACAAAGAGGUGUUUUAUUGAUCUUUAACUUUUAGAUAUUUAGUUGUAACUUAUUUUAAUCAGCAGCUAGUCGCGGAUUUUCAAUUUUAGCUCUUUUACCUACAGGCCGCUAACUUCAUGCCGCUAGGAUGCCAACUUCAGGCCGAAAGGCCGCUAAGCCGCCAAUUUCAGCAAGAUAUAAUUAUCUCCGUUUACUUAAGUAAACGUAAACUUGAUCAUACAAUACAUAUAUAUAUAUAAGUACAUAUAAGCAUUACAUAUUGUAAGUUGUGAUAAAAUGUCAACUAUCCAAAAGUUUAAUAUACGGUCGUAUCGGUCAUCGUGGCCCAGUGGUUAAGGUGUCUGCCUCAUGAACGGGAGGUCGAAGGUUCAACCCAAUUUGAGCGUUCUUCCGGGGGAUGCUUGCCAAGGGAAUCGUUCCGAAAAGGCCGGUUCGUUAGCCUCGAGCUAGUUAAAUGAAUGGUAACCGACUUCUAUCCGCCUGGCGCCUGGCAUAGCGGUAGGAGUUGGGAGUUAAUUGGUACGCACAAUAAAGGUGUCUGAUAAGCCAAAUUGGCCGAUAAACAAGACCUUUACCUUUUUACAUUUAUCAUAGCCCAUUGUGUGAUAUAAUAAUGUAUUGCAGACAACAAUAAGCGACGACGGACAACUGUAUAAUGAUAAGGAUAAUAAACUCUGCACUCCAUACAUCAACAACAGUUUACUUAUGUUUACCCUUUACACAAAAACUAUGUGGACUGGCUGUAUAUGUGUUCUUGUAGAAAAUGGAUCUGUAUUUUAAAUAACAAACGACGUUUCUUUUUAUAUUUCAGUCCUGAAGGAAGAUUUGAUAGAUUUCUACAGGGAAAGGCACCAUACCCUACCGAUGUCACCUUUAAUGGAAGAAAAGGACACGCCUCUCCUUAAGUUUUACGUCAUGCCAGACAUAGAGUCAGUGGAAAUUCAGAGGGCGCGUGGAGGUGGCAAAGAAAUUAGAUCAAAGGUUACGUCAUUGCAUGAUGUUUUCUACAAGGAAAAAGAACCAUGUCACAAAAUUUACCUUACUGCGGAUGCCGGGUUUGGGAAAACAGCAUUAAGUAAACGGCUCGUUUUAACGUGGUGUCAAGCCAAAAACUGUAUCCCAAACGAAGAUGAACAUUUUAAGAAGGAAGACAUUAGUACAAUGUCGGAUUUUGACUUUGUGUUUUUGUUGUCUCUACGUGAUUGUUCCGAAGAAUGGGACAUUGAUGAGAUGAUCAAAAAACAAAUAAUUAAUUAUCUAGCACACACUAUUUCAACUAGUGAUUUUGAAAACAUUCUUUCUAAGGAAAGGUGCCUGAUAAUAUUGGAUGGAUUGGACGAAUUCACACAUGCAAAAAGUGACAUUCCACACAGGAAAGCUAGGAGGAAAUGUACAAUUCUCACAACAACUAGACCGUGGAAGUUGGGCGUUAGUAAGAUAAGUGCAAGUGAAAUAGAGCGAAAGUUGGAACUUAUUGGACUUAGUAAAACGUCUUCUAAAAGUUUAAAAAGGACUGUGAUCUCACUGUUAUGUGGUAAAACUGACAUAGAAAAACAUAUUCAAGAGUUUGAUCGCGCUAUCAGUGAUAGGGGUAUUUCGGAUUUGGAAACUAUUCCGCUCUUACUGAUGUAUCUUUGUGUUUUAUGGUGUGAUGGAAUAGAGCUAGGAGCAUCUAGAACUGAGUUAUAUUGUCAGACUGUUGAACUGCUCCUUAAACGAACGUUUGAAAAAUAUCCCGACAUGCAACAGCCGCGCGAACAGUCCCAGAGUGAUAUCCCACAGUGUUUCAGUGAACAUGAACAUUGUAAGGAACACUACACAUUUCUGCAAGCUUUAGGACAAUUAGCAUUUGAAACGUUAUUCAGUGAAAACAAAGAAAGCACCCUUGUGUUUAGCCGGUCAGUGACAGAGAAACAUCUAACCCCAGAGUAUUUGAAAUUAAGUCUUAACUCCGGAAUGUUAACACAAAGUACAGAAAAGACACUAACAAAACAAAUUUCGAAAUUUUCGUUUUCGCACAAAACAGUGCAAGAAUUUUUUUGUGCAUUGUACAUUAGCUGUCAAAAUGAAAGUGAUGUCAAAAACAUUGUUCUAAACAAAUGCAAAAGUUUGCAAAGUAUUCUGGACAUGUCGACAGUGCUUGUUUUCAUCAGCGGAAUGGUGAAUGUAGAAAUCAUUACUUCAAUAUCACAGGAAUUUCUUUCUGUUAUCAGUGAAGAUAAGAUAACGAGCAAAUACAGAUUAACGACUGAUGAGGACUGUAAACCCCUGAAAGACAUACAAGACAUGUACAUGUCUUGUAUGAAAGAAAACACGAGCGAUAAGGAACUCAAACUUUUCUGUCAAGAUUUGUUCUUUCGUGAAGAUUAUAAACAAGAAAAAUACUUUACAUAUUUAGCACGGCUCGCGGUACACAAUAAAAAUAACAUGGCGUCAAUAAAUAUCAACACAUUACACCGUGGUCGUAGUUUACGUGAAAUUAUUGAUUGUUGUGAAUUACACGAACUGUUCCCGAUCAAUAAAAUAUCCUACUACGGUAAAGAAGAAAACGCACGGCUUCCUGUACUGUUGGACAAGUCGGCGAAAUGUGUCGCUGUUACAUCGUCUCUCGGAUUUCCGGGUUCUUGGAGCCGUGAAAUGUUGGAAACAUUACAGAAUAAUUCUCUGUUACAAGCAAUUUAUAUCUACAAUUUCGAGAUGAGUCACGAUGUACUGAAUGAGUUUCUGAAUUAUAAUAUAAACAGAAAAACAAUGACGGAGAUUAAAUUGUGGUGCCUAUUUUGUACCAAGCACUGGCGUUCGUGUGCUUUCAGUUUAGAUUUUAGUCAGCAUUCAGAUCUAAGGAAGUUAGAAUUGGGCUGGAUACCUGAAGUGUCACAAUUGAAAGUUAAUAGUCAAGUAAAACACGUGAAGUUGCACAGUAUCAAUCUAGGUGAAAUGUCGCUGCCUCCUGAAAUGGCGAAUAUUGAAAGUGUUGAUUUGUAUAAUGUAAACAUGUCUGCUUCAACAUUGCGUGAUCUCGUUAAGGUAGUGGAGAAACUUUCACACAAAGUCACAGUAACAAUAGACUGGUCGUGUAAGAUAGAACCGGAAACAGAGUUUGAACACGUUAAACAAUAUAUACGCUCAUCUAAGAAUUUCCGAGUUACGGAGGAUUGGUGGAGGGAGUUUGUGUUUGAAACAAAUGUUGAAAGUUAAGUUACUAUAUAAACUCAGACAUAUAGUGUCAAUGUAUAUAAACAUUAUUCAUAAAACACAUAUCACACAUUUACACACAGACAUAUAACAUUUUUGUGACAUACAUAUGUGUAAAUAAUUAAAAAAAUAGUGUCAAUCGCGUGUGGAAAAUUAAUUGUUGGAGCCAAUUCGGAGGAAAGGAUGGACGUUCUUAUACAUGGAUUAAUAUACAAGUCAGUUUCCUUGAUACUUCAGAUAAAAGAUCGACGCCAACACCUCAAAACUAUAGACGUAUUUCCGGUGGCUAUGCUACGUAUAUAUCGCCAUAAAAUACGUGGAUUUACAAUUGGCCGCAAAUACUUUUGGACCAAAGAUCUAUACUUCCGGUGGCUAGGGUACACACACCAUGAUAUACUUGGCAUCACCUCUUGUUUCCGGCCAUUGGACAAAAAAACAUUGCAGGACUUUUAUAGUAUUAUACCCAAAAGUCUGUGAGAAAAAACUGCUUUCAGUUAUAAAUUUUCGUUACCAGAGACAAAUCAUACUGAAUUUCUUAUUAGUUAGUAAAGAAAUGUCUGACUUUCACUUUUGUAAACACAUCGCUUUUGAACUUUUUUCUUAUAAGAAACGUUAAUAAGUAAAGUUUUGUAAGUAAAGUUUUGUAUGUACGUUAGUAUUAUGUGGAAGGCUUUCAAAAAGUCACACACGCUGUCAUAAGUCUUUUUUUUUCAGAAAGGUUUGAUUUGGCUUCAUUAUAUGCUAAUUGCGAACAAUGGUUUAUUGUUAUUUUAGGAUAAUAGAUUUAAAAUAUCUGGAAAUUGCCGUUUUAUGGCAAAACCAUGUACAACGAAAUUUGCUGUGUUUGACAUACCGCGGCAAAGAUGGAAUUCUUUAAAUAUUAAAUGGAUUUUGUUCUAAGAAACAAAUACUUUGUGGGGCAUAUUUUCAUGUCGUUUUCAAAGUCACUACUUGUUUGCAUAGUCCGUAGCCAUAUACUACAACAUCUAUUAUUUACAUGGGGAAGUCUUCUAAUUAAAGAGCUAUUUCUCUAAUAUGACAUGUAGUUUUUGUAGAAAAUUAUUUAUUCCUAGCAAAGGACAUUCAUAAUUACAAUAGAAAGAACAUAUUUAUACGAAAACACUGUAGAGUCCGAAGCGGACUUUUCAUCUUUUUGAUAAAAACGUUAAACUGGGAAUCAUUUUGUUUCAUUUUAUUGUGAAAAGUCUUUGAUUAAACAGUAGAUGAAAGCUUUCCAAUGUACACAGAGACUACCUGUAUUAAUAAAUCACUUAAUGAACGGAAUGACUAUUUUUAUCUCUACAUGAAAUUUUAUAAAGCUUCACUUAUUUGUACUUAUUAAGCGAAAAAAUUUUGCAAGUCAACAAAAGUUAAAUUACGAAAAAGGGUUCUACGACCUAUAAAACAAAUAUUGCCUGAAACAUAAAUGUAUAAUUGUUAUAUUAUUUGCCCUUCUCAAAUGCAAUCAUUUAUCUGGCCUGUAUUUCGUACAUAUAGGAAAAAGUGAUAUCAGAAGAGUCAUUAUCAUUUUUGCGAGUCAAUAUCGCUUUUGCCGACCUGCGCAUGCAUCCCUUUCGACCAGUCAAAUGAACGAAUUUGAGAAGUGUAUAUAAUAUUACAUUUUAUGCAGGUCUUCUUUUUCUAAAGGAAGAAAGUCGUUUCCUUUCUGAAUUAUAGCAGUUACUUUGUGUAUAUACAGUUGAUAGACUAUUGUAGAUAUAUUGUCUGUAUCCCUUAGUUAAUUUGUAUUAUAUAUGAACUGUUUUGAAUUUUACGAGUUAUGUUUAUUGUUUGUUUAUGAAAAGAACACAUGAUAAUAUAUAAAUUAUGUUUUAAAUUAAAUGUAAACAUUGUUACUAGUGACACGUUAUUUGCUCAUCUGAGAGCAUAAAAUGCUCAAAGUGAGCUAUUGUGACUGUCCUGUUUCCGUUCCCGGCUGUUGUCAACAAUUUAGGCACAAUUUCAAUGAAACUUGGUCGAGAUGUUACCCUUGAUAAAAUCUUGGUCAAGAUUGUUGAAUUGUUAAAUAAAUCUUAAGAAUUUGGUCAAUUAUUGGAAACAUAAUUAAAUCUCCAGAGGCUGCAUUCUCUAUUUUAUCUUCAUAAACCAUUUCCAGAAUGUUUACAUCUAUAAAAUUUAAGUCAAGUUUGAAACCUGAUUAUUUCAGUUCAAAAACUAGGUCACUAGGUCAAAUCAUAGAUAAAUCAAAUUAGCACAGUAGAGACAACGUUCUAUAACACUUUGCGAGAAUGUUUGCACUCUGUAAUGUAGGUCAUUUUCAAAUUGGGUUACCCGAGGUCUUAAAAUUACAUUAUAAGGAUUAUAAGGUGUGGACAGUGUUGCAUUUUCCAUUACUGCUCAUGAACAGACUCAAUCAAACCGAGUCUGCAAUUUUUACUGUUUGCCUUGUUUUCGGUGCUUCUGAGGGAUCUACUUUUCAGAUUUUUUUUUAAUUUUAUAGAUAUAGCAGCUGUCCAUUUAAAUGUUAUGCAUAAUUAAAUGGUCCUUACACAGAAAUGGACCUUACACAGUUAGGACCAUAAAGGGAGACAGUCUUAGAUGAUUGAUUGAAUGAUAUCUUCUCCGAUGUUAAUUGAUAUUCAAACCUUUGGCAAAUAUAUAAGAAAAGAAAACCAAUAUUGAAAUAAUUAUUUAUUAAGAAAUAGACAUAUUUGAAGGUCAGAACAAAAAAUGCGGCAGCCAUAUUUUGAACAAAGGCAUUAUGAGCCUUUAAACUGUGUCACUAAGUCAAACAAUGUUUUCUACAUGAACAUAAUAAAUCUUUGUCAGUCUUUGUGUGUGAAAAAUCUAGGUCAGUUUCAAAAACUUGGUUAUUUAUUGUUUUAAACUUGACCUUAGGUCUAGAACUAGAACUUCCGCUCUUUAGGAAUUGCAGUGUAUUGUAAGAACCAUAAUCUUGCCUUGCUACCUUUUUGGAUUAUCUCCAUUUUAAGCUCACCUGGACAUACAGUGUUCGGAAUGAGCUCUUGUGAUCACUCGCCACCCGUAAUUUGCCUUCCGUCUUAACUUUUCUUCAUAUUGUCUGAGACCAUUUGGCGGAAGUUCAUGAAACUUGGCCGUGUAUAGCCCUUUACCAAAGUAAUUUUGAUGUUGUUCUCUGCAGAACACUUAGUGCCAUUCGACGAUAAUUAAGCGGAAAAAGUGCCUACAUAUUUUUGAUUUCAUGUUUAGGAACUUGGGUGCUGAAUUAGCGGUGUUUCACCCAUUUUGUAUCAUUGCGCGUGAUUAGGAUUUUUGUGUUUAAGGUCAAGGUCAUAUCGCACUGACACAAAGAAUGAAAAUGUUUAUGGAAGUUAUAAAGUGUAACAGCUACUUGCUUUCAGAAUUACAUAAUGAUAUGGUAGAUCUGAGAAUUUGCCCAUUGAUUUUGGGGUCAGUGACUCGAAUAUCAAGGUUGCAGGGACCUGAUAUGAUUUCUGGUAAUUUUUGUGUUUUCUUGAUUAAAGAAACUAUAACAGCUUUAGUUUGCUCAUUUUUCUUGUUCACGAGGCAAUUUUCUAUUGUCUGUGGGUUAAAGGUCAGGGUCAUUGUUGAAAGAACCGGCUACCUAGCCACUACCUAUUGAUAAUUUGUUGAAUAUUGUAUUCCAUAUAGCGACCUAAAUAUUUUGUGCAUGUAUGCACAUCUGUUCAGGGAUUUAGAAACAUUAAAAAAUAUAUAGAUUUAUAUUAUUUCUUAAAUGACAAAAAAGAACGCACGCAUUUUAAAAUUUUGUAUCUGAAUAAAUUUUCAUUAAGUGUCAAAUGCUACCUUAAUGAUAUGACUUGUCCUGCUUAUUUAGCAGAGCCUUAACUUGUCGAAGGUCUAUAGUAUCAAUUUUGUGUCUGUUUUUUUCUCGUCAAGUCUGUGAUGUUGUACUGUAUAUAAUAUUUCAGCAGAUUAACUUCUCUUUGAAAGUAGUCCAAAAUGUAGUUCCUUGUUGUUUAUGAAAUCUGGUAUAAUGAGUCAUAAGUGACAGGAUGUGACAGUGAUAUUUUGGCUUAGUUUUAUUGCUUAUUGUCUUAAGAAAAUAUUUGGAGCAUUUUCAUUGUGCGGCUAUUUUAAAGGGUGAUAUUUCUCAUACCUGAUUAUUUUUCUUAUAUGUAACAUAACAUGUCAAGAUUUUUCUAUUUUUGAUAAGAAGACAUGUCAUACUACAUCACAUUCACCAUAUAUGGUUUUCAUAUCAUUGAAAUGCUCUUAAGUGCCAAAAAUGAGGUCUGGAUUUUUUUUAUUAUAUAUAUGAAAUAAAGAAUGAAUUUAAUUGGUAAAAUGUAACCUGGAAUGAAUCGGAAUUACAAUGUAAGUAUGAGUUGCCUUGUCAUAAAAACAAAAAAAAAUACUUCCUUUUAUCUAAAGUUUAAUAAUAUAUUUUGUAUUGCAGUGUUAUAUAACAUUUUUGUUAUACUUAUGUUAAGAGAAAUAGCAAAGUUGCCUGUUAGCGGCGUAUUGGCUUUAUUAUGUACAAUUUUGAUGACAUAUGCCUAGACUAGCCACUAGGCUUAUAAUAAAUAUAUUUCUACAUUUUUCCUUUUUUGACGAAUUUAAUUUCAUAGAGACAAAAGCCAGUCUAUUUUAGAAUGAUGUUAAAAAGUCUUGAAUUCGAGCCCUAACAUGAUUGUAUAGUGACAUAUAAUCAUUCGUCAUCAAAAUAAUACAGUUAAACAGUUAGGAGUAGACUAGCCACUAGACUGAUAAUAAAUACAUUUCUACAUUUUUCCUUUUUUGACGAAUUUCUACAUUUUUUCCUUUUUUGACGAAUUUGAUUUCAUAGAGACAAAAGCCAGUCUAUUUUAGAAAAUAUCACAGAGGAAUGAUGUUGAAAUUAUCAUGAUAUUGGACAUAGGAUACAGAAAUUAUCAUGAUAUUGGACAUAGGAUAUAGACUGGCUCAGUUCACUACAUUUAAUCAUAAAAAUGUAAAAAAAAUACAUCAUAGUCUAGGAGCUAGUCUAAUGUAUGCUGGGCCCGAGUAGUAGUCUGGUUACCGUAGGCGCAGAACUGCAUGAAAUGUCAUAUAAAACAGACAUACAAUAUUUUAUGGGGACAUACGUCGGGCAGUAGUCUGGUUAUUAUAGGCGCAGAACUGCAUGAAAUGUCAUAUAAAACAGACAUCGGGCAGCCGUCUGGUUAUUAUAGGCGCAGAACUACAUGAAAUGUCAUAUAAAAUACAGUAAAUACAAUAAUUUAAGAUGACAUUAUUAUGCCGGGCAGCCGUCUGGUUUAUUAUAGGCGCAGAACUGCAUGACAUGCUAUAUUAAAUACAGUUCAUACAAUAUUUUAUGUAGUGUCUAUUGCUACUGUCAGUGGAGUACAAAGUUACGUGAAAUCGUAUAAGUAGUGAAAUAUGCGGAUUUGCAUAUGUCUUGUACAUAGUUUUAUUAUAUAAUAUGAGUUGAUGUAUGACUUAUGUAAAUUGCUUUAUUUACGUUGUAACUGUUUAUACAGUAUUUUAUGUCUAUAUCAUAUAUGAUGAACAUGUUUAUGGAGAGGAUAUCGUGACAAUUGCAGCAUCAGUAGUUAAGAUUAUUGGGCGAGUUGAAUUGAAUGAUGGGAGUGUUAGGGAAAUGAAGAAGUAUAAGCUUUCAGUGAAAGAUACUUAAGUUACUUUACAUAUGUUAAUUUCAUUUUUAUUUUAUUACUGUAUAUAGAUAAAAUUUUGUUUGUUCAAUAAUUGAAUGCCAUACGCUUUUUUAAAAAUGGAUUCCAUUGAAAAUGUAGUUGCUGUUGUUGUUGUUGAUGAUGAUGAUGAUGAUGAUGAUGAAAUAUGUAGUCAUAUAUAAAUAUAGGUUAACUUCUGAUGGAAUGAAUUUUUGUUUUAAGGUAGUUGUGUGCGUUUGGGUAUAUUCAUUUUGAUUAAAAACUUAUUUGUAGACACAUACAAAAAGCAUUGAAUUUCGGCAAAUAGAAAACUUUGGGUCAUGUAUUUAAUCCCCCGCCGUGGCGGAGGGAUUAUAGGAAUGGUCUGCGUCCGUCCGUCCUUCCGUCCGUAACAAAAUCGUAUCCGAUCCAUAUCUCCUAAACCCCUUGAAGGAUUUUCAUGAAACUUGGGUCAAAUGAUCACCUCAUCAAGACGAUAUGCAGAACCAAUAAGUCAGCCUUGUCGGUUCAAGGUCAAGGUCACAACUCAAGGUCAAAGGUUUGAGCCUGCCAUUUUGUGUCCACUCUAUAUCUUCUAAACCCUUUGAAGGAGUUUUAUAAAACUUGGCUCAAAGGAUCACCGAUGUGCAGAACCAUGCCGGCUCAAGGUCAAGGUGAUAACUCAAGGUCAAAGGUUUGAGCCUUCCAUUUUGUGUCCGCUCUAUAUCUCCUAAACCCCUUGAAGGAUUUUCAUCAAACUUGGGCCAAACAAUCACCUCAUCAAGGCGAUGUGCAGAACUUAUGAGUCAGUCAUGUCGGCUCAAGGUCAAGGUCACAACUGAAGGUCAAAUGUUUGAUCCUUCCAUUUCAUGUCCGCUCUAUAUCUCCUAAACCCCUUGAAGGAAUUUUAUAAAACUUGGGUCAAAUGAUUAUCUCAUCAGAACGAUAAGCAGAAAUUAUAAGUCAACCAUGCCAGCUCAAGGUCAAGGUCACAACUAAGGGUCGAAGGUUUGAGCCUUCCAUUUGGUGUCCACUCUGUAUCACCUAAACCCCUUGAAGGAUUUUCAUGAAACUUUGGUCAAAUGAUCACCUCAUCAAUAACUCAUGAGUCAGCCAUGUCAACUCAAUGUCAAUGUCACAACUAGGUCAAAGGUUUCAGCUCUGUAUCUCCUAAACCCCUUGAAGGAUUUUCAUGAAACUUGGGUCAAAUGAUCACCUCAUCAGGACGUUGUGCAGAUUUCAUGAGUCAGCCAUGUCAGUUCAAGGUCAAGGUCACAGCUAAAAUCAAAGGUUUACCCUUUCACUAUCCAUUGCAGUGGCGGGGGAUUUAGCUGUCUUUCAGACUGCCUUGUUUAUUUAAGUACUAAGUGUUCGGGGAGAGGAAUUGUGAUCUUUACUAAUGGUCGUACGUCAUCUGCUCAAAACGUUGUAAUUCAGCAUGAAUCACAUGAUAAUGUUGGAUACCUGAAUCUAUGUGGCUUGACUCAGGCAGCGGUCUGGUUUACCAAAGGUGCACAACUACCUUAAAUGCCAUAUUGUACACUUAUGCUGUGACUAUAGAUGAUUAUGGUGGGUUUUAUCUGCUAUAAUACAAAUUGCUAUAUAAUAUUGGUAAAUACAAAUCGAAUGCACACGAAUGACAACCUCGACUUUCCAUGUUGUUAGCUCACCUGAGCAAUGCUCAGGUGAGUUUUUCUGAUCACUCGAUGUCCGUCGUCUGUCUGUCAACAUUUAGCUUGUGUAUGCAAUAGAGGCUGUAUUUUUCAACUGAUCUUCAUGAAAUUAAGUCAGAGUGAUUACCUUGAUUAAAUCUAGGCCGAGUUUGAAAAGGGGUCAUCUGGGGUUAAAAACUAGGUCACUAGGUCAAAUCAAAGAAAAACCUUGUGUAUGCGUUAAAGGCUGUAUUUUUCAAUUAAUCGUCAUGAAUUAUGGUCAGAAUGAUUAUCCUGAUGAAAUCUAGGCUGAGUUCGAAAAUGGGUUAUCUGGGGUCAAAAACUAGGUCACUAGAUUAAAUCAAAGAAAAACCUUGUGUAUGCGAUAGAGGCUGUAUUUUUCAAUUAAUCUUCAUGAAUUUUGGUCAGAAAUAAUAACCUUGAUGAAAUCUGGGCCGAGUUCGAAAAUGGGUCAUCUGGGGUAAAAAACUAGGUCACAAGGUCAAGUCAAAGAAAAACCUUAUGUAUGCGAUAGAGGCUGUUUUUUUUCAAUUAAUCUUCAUGAAUUUUGGUCAGAAUAAUAAACUUGAUGAAAUCUAGGUCGAGUUUGAAAAUGGGUCAUCUGGGGUCAAAAACUAGGUCACUAGGUCAAAUCAAAGAAAAACCUUGUGUAUGCAAUAGAGGCUGUAUUUUUUAAUUGAUCUUCAUGAAAUUUGGUCAGAAUGAUUGCCUUGAUGAAUUCUAGGUCAUGUACAAAUAUGGGCUAUCUGGAAUAAAAAGGUAGGUCACUAGGUCAAAUCAAAGAAAAACCUUGUGUAUGCGAUAGAGGCUGUAUUUUUCAAUUGAUUUUUUAUGAAAUUUGGUCAGAAUGAUUGUCUUGAUAAAGUCUAGGUUGAGUUUGAUUAUUGGUCAUCUGGGUUUAAAAAGUAGGUCACUAGGUCAAAUCAAAGAAAAACCUUGUGUAUGCAAUAGAGGCUGUAUUUUUUAACUGAUCUUCAUGAAAUUUGGUCAGAAUGAUUGUCUUGAUGAAUUUUAGGUCAUGUUUAAAUAUGGGCUAUCUGGAGUCAAAAAGUAGGUCAUUAUGUCAAAUCAAAGGAAAACCUUGUGUAUGCGAUAGAGGCCGUUUUUUUUUUCAAUUGAUCUUCCUGAAAGUAAGUCAGAAUGAUUGCCUUGAUGAAAUCUAGGUUGAAUUUGAAUAUGGGUCAUCUGUAGUUAAAAAGUAGGUCACUAGGUUAAAUCAAAGAAAAACCUCGUGUAUAUGAUAGAGGCUGUAUUUUUCAACAGAUCUUCAUGAAAAUCUGUCAGAAUGAUAGCUUUGAUAAAAUCUAGGUCAAGGUCGAAUAUGAGUCAUCUGGGAUCAAAAACUAGGUCACUAUGUCAAAUCAAGGAAAUAACUUGUUUUUGCUCCAAUUUUAAUGAUAAUUGGUCAGAACAUUUUUUUCCAUGAAAUCACUAGGUCAAACAUGUUUUCACUGUUAUGGUGUAUUAUGGUGUGUUUCUCAGGUGAGCGACCUAGGGCCAUCUUGACCCUCUUGUUAACUUGAAUGUUGCAACUUAAAAAAAAGGUUUGCAUAUUUUUCAAAUGCCUGUUUAUUAUUCCCGUUUAUGAUAAUUGCUAAUAAUAAUCACAGGCGGACUCAGUCAGGUGAGAGUAAUUAAAAAUAAGGUGUAUUUUCACGUUCUUUCGCGGAAGAUAUUGCGCUCCUAAAGUCGCGCAAUAUUACCGCUGCAAAACUUGUGCAUAUAUCCAGUACAAAGUUGAUAUAUAACCUAUAAAUAUUAUGUACCUUCGAUGUUUAUGUUCUCCAUGUUCAAAUAGAUUUACUUUUCCUUCGUCACAAAAUAUUCCUUUACUAAAAAUGUUAAAUGGACACAACUUAACGCUACUGCAUAAAAUAUUGCCAAUACAUCUAUUUUUGUUCUUGAGAAAUAAAUACAUUUACCUUCGUUCCAAAGCGUUUGAACUUAAUACCUAUUUGAAAAUUUAGGUAAUAUCUCUUCAUUGUGGAUGUCAGAUAUUGCAACAUUCAAUUUAACCAGAUAGAAGUUUCUAUUCAGGGUCAGGAAAUUGUAAUCACCAGUCUCCAAUGACUGUGUAUUUUAGCAAUUUAUAUUAUGGCGGAUAUUACCUUCCAUAGCUGAUAUAUUCUUCUGAUUAUUGAGUACUAAGUUAUAUGAUCCAUGCAUGUGUAUGUUAUAUAAGUACUUGUACAUAGUUUUGUUCCAUAUAUUCAUAUAUUUUAAAGGAAUUUAUGUUGAAUUUGUGUCUUAUGCCUAUUACACUAUUUCCAUUCAAAAUGCUAUCACAACAUUUAUCUGAUGUCUACAUUUAUGAUGAACGUGUUUAAAUAGAGGAUAACAAAUCAGCGCGGGUUCAGUACUGGAGGUUUUGAACGAGUUGAAUUCUCAGCUUAAGAAUAAUGCCAUUAUUGAUACAUUUAAUGAAUAUACAUUAUCUUUAUCAUAAAUCAUCUCAUCUCCUUUUUUGCCGACCGUGUAUGAACACAAUUGCUAUGUUUCAGAUCAUAAGCAUGAUAUAUGCACAGCUGUGUUGUAUCAGUGUUGUGAUAAUAUUUCAUGAAACGUAUAAUGAUUUUACACAAUCACAGUUUUGAUUUCACAUCGUGAUGUGCUUGUAUAUUUCUUUUCAUGACUAUUUUUAUGCAUGACCUUGUAAAGGUUAUAUGUUGCCAAAUGAAAUAUCAAAAUUUUUUAAGUAUUUUAUUCCAAAUCUAUAAAAAAUAUAGAAGUAAUAAAUAGAUGUUAAUGAG
Mercenaria mercenaria is the source of this 14498-nucleotide messenger RNA. RefSeq names its product NACHT, LRR and PYD domains-containing protein 3-like. The record is from RefSeq and is a predicted model, not a curated record. NCBI's taxonomy places the organism in Eukaryota, Metazoa, Mollusca, Bivalvia, Venerida, Veneridae. The transcript is spliced from 3 exons. The coding region runs from base 2166 to 4499 and encodes 777 amino acids.